GGAUGAAGCUCUACUGUUAGCCACUCUGAAAGCCGUCGAGCCGAGAGUCGCUAUCAUAAACUUUUUUUUUCCUACGUCGAAAAGACUCGUCCCUACCCCGAAGACCACCCCACCAACUAAAAUAAUACGGUAAUACUCACGAAUAGCCAUGGCUCCUUCUUCUGUGCCAUGUUGUCUACCGGGAUUUAGCCCCGAAUCAAAGGGACCCAAACGGGUUGUGUCCAUGAGGUUGAGAACGACACCAGAGCGUAACAGCCAGCUGGUGUCUGCAUGGGAGAGAGGAAACCUCGAAGCCAUUCUCAAGACUGCAUGGACUGCCCUUCUUUAUCGCUACACAGAAUCCGAGGAUAUCUGUUUCGGUUACCAGCGCACCGGCGCAGAGGACUCGUUAUCGGGUUCACUGCAGUCGACAGGAAUUGCCAAUAUACCGGAGUUCAGACUUGCUGUAAACGAGGAUGACUCUCUCAAGGCGACUAUGAAGAAAGUGGAGGCCAUGGGAAAGCCCACUACGGUCCAGAGCCUGUGCCGUGACACGAGCGCAUGUUCUACCGGCUAUCUUCUCUUCAAUACCGUCCUGAUGGUGCGGGAAGCGUCCUCUACAGGACGGGCCCAGGCAAUCACUCUUCCCGAAGACUGUCGCGUCCGGGUUCAGGUGAAAAUUCUGUCGCAUGACAUUGGCAUCAUUCUGGAGUGGUGGAACGAUGACAUGUCUACCGAACAAAUGAGAAGUAUUGCGAAAUACUUUGAGCAACUACUGGACACUUUGAUCUCCGCACAAGAUGCCACCAUGGGCGGCGCGUUGGGCCAUAUCUCUGAGCAAGAUUGGGCGCGGUUGUGCGCGCUCAAUGCGAGCCCACCGCGACGUCUCGAUCAGUGUGUCCAUGAAGUCAUAGAGACACAAGCUGCUCUUAGACCCGACAAAGAGGCCGUGUGCGCCUGGGAUGGGGACCUGACGUACAGAGAGUUGGAUGAUUUGGCCUCUCGGGUGGCAUCUCUCCUCCAAGCACGAGGCGUUGGGCCAGAAGUUCGUGUGGGCCUUUGCUUGGAUAAAUCUAAAUGGAACGUGGUUGCAAUGCUAGCUGUGAUGAAGGCGGGGGGUGCCUUUGUCUCGCUCGACCCAACACACCCAAUUUCACGUUUGCAGUCUUUAGUACAGUCUGCGGAAGCAAAGAUCGUACUGUGCUCCAGAAAUCAUGUUGAGAAUCUGGAAAAUGUUGCAGAGAUGUUGAUGCCACUGGAUGACAGUGUCCUGGACGCGCCACAGGAAUCGCGCGGAAGAAAUGUCUCAUUGGCAAAAGUCCAGAGUAGCAACGCAGCCUAUAUAAUCUUCACUUCAGGAUCCACAGGACAGCCAAAGGGUGCAUUGCUCGAGCACGGAGCGUUCGUUUCGAGCGCUAUGGCCUGGGCCCCAAAGCUGCACAUCGAUUCGCGUUCCCGAAGCUUGCAAUUUGCGGCACACACGUUUGAUGCAUGCCUAGUUGAAAUUCUAACUACGCUAAUGCAAGGUGGAUGCGUCUGCGUGCCGAGUGAAGAGGAUCGUUUGAAUGACAUCGUGGAGGUCAUUAACGGCAUGAGAGUGAAUUUCGCUCUUUUGACCCCUUCUUUUGUUGAAUUUCUCGACUCGUCCGAGGUGCCAACCUUGGAGACGCUUGUGCUGGGUGGGGAGGCAAUGUCUCCGUCACAACUGAGCACAUGGUCAGUGCUGAACCUCGUCAAUGCGUACGGACCUACGGAAGGUGCCGUUGUGUCUGUGGUCAAUUCAAGCGUCACGCCAUCUUCAGACUGCAAGGAUAUUGGUCUCCCUGUUGGCGUCCGCGCCUGGAUAGUGCAUCCCGAUGAUCAUAACAAGCUCGUUCCUCUUGGCUGCCCCGGCGAGUUACUACUCGAGGGACCCACACUUGCUCGCUGUUAUAUCAACAAUGUGCAAAAGACGAAUGAAGCAUUUGUUCAUAGCCCAGAUUGGGCGACAAGAGACGGCGCUCGUCCGUCUAGCUGGAGAUUCUACAAGACUGGAGAUUUGGUAAGGUAUAACUCCGAUGCUGGCUCAUUAACGUAUAUAGGAAGAAAGGACACGCAAGUGAAGUUCCACGGCCAACGCAUUGAGCUGGGAGAAAUUGAGAAUCAAUUGAGCACAGAGGUAAAGGUCAAGCAUUGCCUGGUGCUUUUCCCUAAGUCUGGGUUUGCGCAAGGCAAGCUGGUGGCAGUGUUUACAUUGUCAGCGGAGUCCGACGAUCCAGACAAGAGAAAAGUGCCAUUGAAGCUUGUCGAUCCAUCGAUGAGGCUUGAAGCAGUUGCUGAGCUUCGCCAAAACUUGUCCGCUCGUUUGCCAACAUACAUGGUCCCUUCGGUGUGGUUUUGUAUCGAGGCCUUUCCCUUCCUCGCCUCCGGGAAGCUCGACAGGAAGUCAACCGCGAGCUGGGUGGCAGAAAUGGAAAACGACUCGGAAACCCCAUUCUUCGCAGCUGAUCUUGAAACAAGCGAAGUCGUUGCUGAAACCACGACCCCAGUGACGGAUCAACUAGCUUCCAUCUGGAGUCGCGUUCUGAACAUCCCACUAAGUCAAGUUGGCUUGGACAAGAGUUUCUUGAGUUUGGGCGGCGAUUCCAUUGCCGCACUGACAUGUAUCGGCUUUUGCAGGAAGCAGGGGAUUGGCCUCACAGUGCAAGAGGUGCUCCGCAGCAAGUCCGUCAGGGAACUAUCGACGCAUGCGAAAAAAUUCCACCAGGCAACUUCCUACCAAGAGCAGGUUGAUGAGCCCUUCGACCUCUCGCCAAUCCAGACACUCCAUUAUAUGGUACGCCAGGAACACCAAGGACACUUCAACCAGAGCAUUCUCACCCGCCUCAAUCAAAAGGUCGAUGUGCGUGAUUUGCGACGGGCUGUUGAGACCCUCAUCAGCCGUCAUUCCAUGCUGCGCGCUCGGUUGACCCCUGCCCACCAUAAAGGCGAUCUGCAACAAAUGAUUACUACCGAUAUUGCUGGUUCAUACAGCUUGCAAACGCACAAAAUUGUCCGCUUGGAUGACAGCAAGGAAUCGAUUGCUCGAAGCCAUUCAGCAAUAGAUGCUUCUGUCGGCCCAUUGUUCGCAGUCGAUUUGUUCCACGUUAGUGGAGAUAACUCCUACUUGUCUCUUGUUGCUCACCAUUUGGUGGUUGACAUCGUUUCGUGGAGAAUUAUACUGGAGGAUCUGGAGGAUCUCAUAAUGAAUCCUCACCAGUCCGAAUCCGAAAACUGUUCUCUCCCAUUCCAAACUUGGUGUCGCCUACAAAACGAGCAGUGUCGGGCAGCCUUGUCCGAAGGAAAGAACAUUGAUGUUAUUCCGGCCCUUGAUCUUGGUUACUGGGGAGUGAAGAACAGACUCCUGACAUACGGGGAUGUCGACUGUGAGACUUUCGAAAUCGAUGCGGGAACCACCAACUGCCUGCUAGUGGAUUGCCACCAAAAUCUUCAGACCGAGCCUGUCGACAUUUUUCUAGCCGCGCUUCUCCAUUCGUUUGGUCAAAGCUUUCGAGACAGGCCUACACCCGUGAUUCAUAAUGAAGGCCACGGUAGAGAGGCAUGGGAUGCCACGAUCGACAUCUCGCGAACAAUUGGUUGGUUCACCGUUCUACAACCGAUCAUGACGUCUGAAUACGUCGGGGACGAUCCGAUAGAUUCAGUCAUACGUGUGAAGGACCUCCGUCGACGUGUAGCAGAUCACGGCCGACACGACUUCGCGUGCCGUAUGCUCCAGGGAAAAGACGACCUGAAAAUUCGACACCAUUGCCCUAUGGAGAUCUUGUUCAACUAUGUCGGCCAGCACCGCGAUCUUCAAAGACAUGACGGUGUAUUCCAACUCAUGAGCCAAAUGGCCGGAGAGUCGGGCAAAGGCGAUCCGGCAGCUGACUUCGGGGAAGAUACUCCGCGAUUUGCGCUUUUUGAAAUUUCCGCCAUGGCCGUCCAAGGGAGACUUCGUUUUAUCUUUACCUUCAACAGAUACAUGAACCAUCAGGGAAAGAUAAGGGAUUGGAUAUCAAACUGUCGCCGGCUGCUCAUGCAUCUCGGGCCAAAAUUACGCUCUCUCGCACCGAGACCUACUUUGAGCAGCUUUCCUAUGCUAUCCCUCAACUACGAGGAGCUUGAGGAAAUAGUGUCGAAAAAGCUACCUAGAGUUGGGAUCCAAUCUCCAGAGCUUAUCGAGGAUAUUUACCCCUGCUCUCGAAUGCAGCAAGGCAUUCUACUCGGCUACUCCCGAGAUAACUCCCUAUACGCCGUCAACGCCACAUUCGAAGUGACGAGCUCCGCCAUGCCAGUUGACGUUGACAAGCUUGCUCGUGCCUGGAAACAAAUUGUUUCUUACCAUGCGAUGCUGCGAUCGGUGUUCGUGGAGAACCUGACCACCCGCGAAUUGUUCUUCCAAGUUGUCCUGAAGACAUUCGACUCGCGCCCUUCUUAUGUCAGGUGCACGGACGAUAGUGAUGUGCUAGAAACCCUGGACAAGCAGAACACUGCGAAAUAUGCCGCGAACCAGCCCCCUCACCGAUUUACUAUCUGCCAGACCGCCACUGGCAAGGUGUUUUUCCGGAUCGAACUGAGCCAUGCAUCGAUGGACGGAGCAUCCAUUCCAAUCAUACUCAAUGAUCUGCAGAGUGCAUACAACGGAAACCUUGACAAUGAUAAAGACCACAAACCAACCUUCAAGAAGUUCAUCCGCUAUUUGGAAGACACAAAGCGGGACUCUGGCAUCGACUAUUGGUUCUCUUAUCUGUCAAACAUCCAGCCUUGCCAUCUCCCCGUUCUGAAUGAUGGUCAAAUCUCCGAAAAAGAGCUUCGAACUUUCAAACUGAGCUUCAAAUCCUGUCGAGAACUCAAGAAGUCCUGUGAGAAUAAUGGGUUGACUUUGUCGACUGUAUUCAGAACUGCCUGGGGGCUGACGCUUCGUUCCUUCACCAACUCGGAUGACGUAUGUUUUGGCUACACAGCAUCCUUGAGAGACGUUCCCGUGGAUGAUGUAGACUCCAUUGUUGGCCCAGUAGUCAAUCUCUUGGCCUGCCGAAUGAAUGUGUCUGGGAAUACCCUCCUCCGAGAAGCCUUGUACGAAGUUCAAGACAACUAUAUGGAAAGCUUGCCAUACAGGCAUUGCUCGCUCAUCGAUAUCCAACACGCUUUGAAGCUCUCAGAUACUGCCUUGUUCAACACGACCAUAUCCUACCGGAGACUUCCAAGCGAGAAAGCUGAGCGCAAGAAUGGCAUACAAUUCCGAGAAACUUCGAAACAUGAUCCUGCAGAGUUCCCUGUCUUUGUCAACGUUGAAGUCUCUGAUACUGAUGCCGACAUUGAGAUGAAUUAUUGGACAGACACCAUAUCGGACGGUCAAGCUAUGAGUGUGGCUAGCACCUUUCUCAAGUCCCUCGAGAACAUCAUUCACUACCAAGACAAAGAGAUCGGCAAGAUAGAUGCUCUGAGUGACUCAGACAUACGGCAGGUAGCAGCAUGGAAUAGUCAUAUUCCACGACCUGCUGGUAAAUGUGUCCAAGAGAUUAUCCAAGAGAACACCAAUGCGCACGGACAUACUCUCGCAAUAUCCGCCGGUGAUGUGAAUUUGACCUAUUCCAAACUCCAUGCAAUGUCUACCAGCCUUGCAGCCUACUUGGAAAAACUCGGCGUGGGAGAGGGCGUUCUCGUACCGAUUGAUAUGGAGAAAUCUGCCUGGCAGGCUGUUACCAUUCUGGCUGUCUUCAAAGCAGGAGGAAUAAGUGUUCCAAUUCCCGACUCGCAGCCCCCAUAUUUCUCCAAGGAUUGGUUCAAGGACAACGAUAUUCAAGUUGUUCUCGCCUCCCCGCAAAAAGUUCAAGCCUAUGAAGGCGUGAUCCCCAAUGUUAUCCCUAUUGACGGACCUCUGUUCAAGUAUCUUCCUCGACACCACCGUCACUUCCAGCCCCGCUCGCUGCCUUCCCAUGAUGCCUACGUAAUCCUCACUACUGGGGGCUCUUCUAUCGCAAAGGCCGUAGUGCUCAAGCACAAUACGGUUCUCAUGCGAGCGGAGGCGCUCGCCUCAACUCUUGAUCUAAGCUCAGCGACGAGGAUGUUCCUGUUCUCUUCCUAUACAUUUGAUAUGUUCCUCCAGGAACUAUUCGGUACAUUGAUUCGCGGAGGCUGUGUAUGCUUUCCGUCGGAUAACGAUCCCGCGCAUCUACCAGUGAAUAUCAAUGUAUCAAAAGCGAAUACUCUCUGCCUCACACCUUCAGCUGCGUCUGUCAUUGACCCAUUCGAAAUCACCCAUGUUCAAAAGCUGGCUGUGUACGGUGAAUGCUUGCCCACAAAGGUUCGUGACAUAUGGUCGCCGAAAGUCCGACUUUACACCUUCUUUGGCGCAGCUGAAUGCUCCUCAACUUGCAUCUACGACUCAGACCCAGCAAAAGAGGUCUCGAAUUUUGUAUCCAAUGCUGCCUGUGGUGUAUGGCUCGUCAAUCCUUCGAACCACAACUAUCUUGUUCCCAUUGGAUGUAUUGGUGAGGUUGUGAUAGAAGGGCCAAUUCUGUCUGAGACCUAUCUCUUCAAUGAAGAUAAUGCCAAAUCGGGGCUGAUCAAGGACCCUACGUGGAGCCUAGACAUGGAAAGGCAGCGCCCUGGUAAAAGAAACGCCACCACGACCUCUUCGAAAUCAACGCGAUGGAUGUUCAAGACAGGAGAUUUGGCCCGAUUCAAUUCCGAUGGGACCCUGAUCUACCUCGGCAACAAGAACGGGAUGGUCAAGAUGCAGAGAGAAACCGUAUGCAUUGAGCAACGUGUCAACGGUUUCCUAUCGCCUGAUGCACAUUGUGCGGUGGAAUUGGUCGAGGUCUCUAGCAGACUGGAUACCACGGAACAUUUAAUUGUGUUUGUGCUGUCUGGUGCUUCCGUUGCCUCUGAGAUGGAUAAGCAUCAUCAAUUGAUCACCCAACCGUCGUCUGAAUUCCGCAAGCUCGUGGCAGAAAUGCACACUAAGGUAUCGAAGACGUUACCCGCGGACCAAACCCCACAGUUUUACUUACCAGUGCCCAAGAUGCCGCUUACAGCUUCGGGUAUACUGGACCGGGAAGCGCUACGAGAAGCAGUUCGAAACCUGUCAAGGACAGAUCAAACGGCACUGGAGACAUACGCACCCUCCAAAUUUUCGCAAAUCAAUAUUGUCAAUGGGGAUUUUGAGACAGAGAGUGUCAAAGAACAAUCUAUCUUCCAAAAGACAACAACCAAGAAGGCAACCAAGUCGGAAGAAAGCGUGGAAAAGACCCUCCGAAGCGUAUGGGAGGAAGCAUUGGGACUAGAACCAGGCUCCGUCAAUGCCGAAGACAGCUUCUUCAGACUGGGUGGCGACUCCGUUACUGCCAUGAAGAUUGUUGGGACUUUGUACUCACGCGGCAUUUCCCUUACUGUUGCCAGUAUCUACAAAUUUCCAGUCUUGAUGGAAAUGGCAGAUAAUUGCGAGCGCCUGAGUAGCGAUUCGGAUACGACGACCGCGGAGCAAUUUGACCUCUUGCCUACCUCGCUGGCCCGGGACGAGGUUGUGGAAGAGGUCGCCGAUCAAUGUGAGGUCGAGGAGGAUUCGAUAUACGAUGCGUACCCCUGCAGUGCCGUUCAAGAAGGGCUUAUCACGAUGUCUCUGAAGCAAAGAGGGGCCUAUCUCGCUCGGCCUGUAUUCCGGCUCACAGAAAAGGUCGACAUCCAGCAGUUCCAAUACGCCUGGCAGCAAGCUGUGAAUGAGUUGGAAAUUUUGAGGACCCGCAUCGUGCAUACAGACUCUUCCACGUUCGUUCAAGCUGUUUUAGACGAAGAGUUGAUUGAUUGGGACUUCAAAGCGACACUCGAGGAAGCCAUGGAUGAUGCAGUGAACUUACCAGAGCACAACGGGGGAAGGCUCACAGACUACACGAUUGUCAGCUCCGAAGCCUCGCGUGAACGAUACUUCAUCUGGACCAUCCAUCAUGCGCUUUACGAUGGUUGGAGCAUGGGUCUCGUUCUUAAACGAGUAGAGGAAAUCUAUUCGGGAUUUCCGGCUGAAGCCCCAGUGCUUCCAUACAAGCUUUUUGUUAAGCAUCUGCUGGAGCGAGAUAUCUCCGAGUCGGACAAUUUUUGGAAGUCCCAUCUCUCUGGUUUAUCCUGCUCUCCUUUCCCUAAGCCCAAGCCGUCCUCGUCGGACGCUGGCCGUGUGGGCAACAAGCACCGCUGCAGCAUGGCAAUCAUCAGAGGAUCCAAUCCUGUGGAUCUGAGUAUACCUGAGUUGAUACGUGCAGCUUGGGCUCUUGUUGUUUCCACCCAGUCAGGAUCUACUGAUGUUUGCUUUGGUGAAACAUUGACGGGACGAAAUAUCCAUCUGUCUGGUGUGACUAACGUGGUAGGCCCAGUCCUCACCACAGCACCCACGCGUAUCCAAGUCGAAAACGAUCUUCCGAUCGCUCAAUAUCUGGAAAAUGUACGGCAACUCACGACGUCGAUGAUCUCCCACCAGCAUUCUGGGCUCCAGCAAAUCAGAAAACUAAGCAAUGAUACAGCUCUUGCUUGCGAAUUCCAGAAUUUGCUCGCCAUUCAGAUUAGCGGGGACCAGUUUUAUGGAGAUUUGUGGUCGCCUGAAGAUUGCGAGACAAACGAGGACUUCCUCACACACCCGCUGGUAGUCGAGUGCGAGGUUGGUGACUCACAAUUGGAGAUCACGGCACAUCAUGACGAGACCAUCAUGAACAGCUGGCAGAUCAAGAACGUCAUGAACCAAUUCUGUUACGUUCUGAAGCAGUUCUUUUCACUCUCAAAGAGUGAAGAUCGAAGCGUGGGAUCUAUUGAAUUAUGCAGUCCUGCCGACAGAGACCAAAUCGCAACAUGGAACAAGCGAGAACUCUUCAAACUUGACAGAUGCAUCCACCAUGUUAUCGAAGAGAGAUACCUGGCCCAGCCUCAGUCACCGGCAAUUUGCGCCUGGGAUGGCCGGCUUUCCUAUCGGGAACUGUACCAACUCGCUACAACCUUCGCGACCUAUCUCAGCUCUCGUGGCGUUGGCCCCGAAACAAUGGUACCAGUGUGCCUGGACAAAUCCCUAUGGGCCGUGGUAACGAUAGUCGCCAUUUUGAUUUCCGGUGGAGCAUUCGUCCCGUUGGACCCUUCUCACCCAACUUCAAGACACAAAGAAAUCAUGGAGGAAGUGGACGCGCAAAUUGUGUGCUGUUCUCCACAGCACCAAGGUCGCUACUCGGGAUUCAUGCCAACAGUAAUCCCAGUCAGCAAAGAUACAAUCAAAGCCUAUAGCAGUCUCGUGUCCGGCAUGGAAGGUCGAAAGAGUGUUACCCCCUCUAACGUGGCGUACGCCAUUUUCACCUCGGGGAGCACUGGCCGGCCCAAGGGAAUUCUAAUUGAUCACCGAGCGAUAGUGAGCAGUAUUAUGGGUUUUGCGCCCAUUCUAAAUAUCAGCAAAAAGACGAGAGCCUUCCAUUUUGCGUCGCUUACGUUUGACGCGGCCAUCGUGGAGAUCUUCGCCACACUGAUGCUUGGUGGCUGUACGUGCAUUCCCAGUGAAGAAGAGCGCUUGAAUGAUGUCGCCGGUGCGAUUCGCCGAAUGAACGUUACGUGGUCGCUUUUGACUCCUUCCAUUGCCGAUAUCCUCGAACCGUCAACAGUUCCUACCCUGAAAGUGCUAGUGUGUGGUGGAGAAAAAUUGUCACAGGAAGUGGUCAAGAAGUGGGCUCACCGCGUGAAGCUGAUGAAUGCCUACGGCCCAACAGAGACGGCUAUAGUUGCAGUUAUGGACCCAGAUGUUUCACCAGACCAUGACGGUUCUCGCAUCGGUUUUGGAAUUCCGUCCACCUUGACGUGGGUGGUUGACCCUGAGAACCACGAUCGACUUACACCUUUAGGGGCUGUUGGCGAAUUGGCAAUGGAAGGACCAACCCUCGCUAGAGAAUAUCUCAAGAACCCCGAGAAGACAGCAGAGGCUUUUGUGUAUGAGCCAGCAUGGAUGAAACUCUUCCCCCGUUCUCUGCCUUCUCCGCGGAGGAUAUACAAAUCAGGAGACCUUGUCAGAUACAAUCACGACGGAUCCAUCGAGUACCUUGGCCGAAAAGAUUACCAAGUCAAACUGCAGGGCCAACGCAUGGAGCUCGGAGAGAUAGAGCGUCGCUUGCAAGCUGACCCCCGCAUCCAUCACGCUGUCGUCAUCUUGCCGAAGGCAGGGCCGCUCCAAAAACGGCUCGUUACCGUGCUCACUUUGAACUCGUUGCCGUCGAACAGAAGCUUGUCUCUAGAUGACACCUGUGAGCUUAUAGACCGAGAUAGCUUCGCAAAAACUGCGUUCCAUGAGCUGGUUGCGAUCCAGAAGAGCCUCGAAGCCCAGUUGCCAGUUUACAUGGUCCCGCAAACUUGGGCGGUCAUGAAGAAACUCCCAAUGCUCGUAUCUGGAAAGUUGAAUAGAAAGAGAGUCACAACUUGGCUUGAAUCUGCUGACGAUGCUACUCAUAAACGCAUUAUGGCAGACUAUGACGCUAUCAAGCGAGGCAACAUCGAGCCGAGAGAGGAGGAAGACCGUACAUCUACUGUUCAGUCGCUUCGAGACAUUUUCGCACAAGUUCUCAAUCUUCCCAAUGAGAAGGUCGACCUCAAUCGCUCAUUCGUCAGCAUGGGCGGUGAUAGCAUCAGCGGGAUUGGAGUCAUUUCCAAAGCUCGCAAGCUUGGGCUUGUUCUGACCCUUGACAAUGUGCUUCGAAGCAAAUCAAUCGAGGAGCUUGCUCGAUCAGCUGCUGCUAAGGCACUAGUUGCUCGAGUGAAAGAGAAGGCCGGCGAGUACUUUGCACUCUCGCCAAUUCAACGCCUGUACUUCCAAUCUGCGAGCUCUUACGAGGGCGCGAGUCGCUUCAACCAAAGUAUUACGGUCCAGAUUAACCGAGAUAUAAAGCCCGAGGUUGUACAGAAUGCCGUCCACGCUGUGGUCAAGCAGCACGUAAUGUUUAGGGCGCGGUUCAGCAAAGGGAAAGGUGGGCAGUGGCAACAGAGGACGAUGGAGAAUGUUGGGUCAUGCUACAAAUUCAGCGUGCAUUCGAUCGAUGACCCUAGUGAAAGGCUGCCUAUGAUUGCGAAAACCCAGAGUUCUCUCAACAUCCAAACCGGUCCUAUUUUUGUAGCAGACUUAUUCAAAAUCCGCGGCGGAAAGCAGAUUAUUUUCCUGGUUGCAAACCAUCUGGUCGUUGACGUUGUUUCCUGGCGGAUCGUCUUACAAGAUCUGCAAGAUUUCAUCGAGUCUGGAUCUCUCUCUCCAGAAAAGUCGCUGUCUUUCCAGGGCUGGUGUGACCUCCAAAAGGAACAUGUCAAGAAAGAGAACACGCAGCUCCCAUUUUCUGUGAAAACGCCGGACUUGAAGUACUGGGGAAUGGACAAUAGGCCAAAUGUUUAUGGCCAAACCAAGACGGAGAAUUUUACCCUCGGAGAGAAAGCCACUAACCUAAUUCUCGGAGGGUGUAACGACGUCCUUCGCACCGAGACAAUCGACCUAUUGCUUGCAGCUGUUGCUCACUCGUUCAAACGUGUGUUCACUGAUAGAAGGAGUCCGACGAUACACAACGAAGGUCAUGGUCGUGAACCUUGGGAUUCCAGUAUCGAUCUGUCGCGGACGGUUGGCUGGUUUACCACAUUGACACCGUUGCACGUGGAAGGGGGUCCAGAUAUUCUCCAUACUCUGAAGCGCGUGAAGGAUAUGAGGCGCAAAGUCGCGAGCGACAACCGCUACUACUUUGCUCAAAACCUUCUUCACUCCAAGAAACCAAACUUCCCCGCUCCGGUAGAGAUGAUGUUCAACUAUCUUGGUCAGCUACAGCAACUGGAAAGCAAAUCGUCUCUAUUCUCUCAAUAUGGAGACCUUCUUGACGUCCAACUCUCAGAAGGGUUCAGUGACAUAGGCCUGAAUACACCGCGAUUUGCGCUUCUAGAGGUAUCGGCCAUUGUUCUGAGUUCCAAGCUCCACAUGUCAUUCAGAUACAACACGAAUAUGCGACACCAGCAGAAGAUCCGAGACUGGGCAUACCAAUGCAAGCAGGUGUUUGAGGAAGACAUCCUCAAUCUCAAGGACUUCGUGCCAGAGCCCACACUCAGUGACUACCCUUUGCUAUCAAUCACUUACGACAGCCUGAAUAGAAUGAUGAAGAACACGCUUCCUAGAGUGGGUAUCCGAAGCUGGGAUGUGGUCGAAGACAUCUACCCAUGUACACCUGUCCAGGAGGGUAUCCUACUGAACCAGCUUCGGAAUCCACGUGGUUACAUGUUUAGUGGGAUUUACGAGGCGCAUAACCUCGGAGGCGGCGGCAAAAUAGACUCGAAGCGUCUCCGGAAAGCUUGGGCGAUGGUCGUUGCAAGACACCCUGUACUACGAACUUUGUUCAUUGAUGCUAGUUAUCGAGGCGGCUCAUUCGAUCAAGUGGUGGUCAAAGAUUUGGAUGAUGAUGUCUUUGAAAUCAAUUCGAGCGACUCGGACGCGUGUGACUUGCUCGAAAAGGUUGAUCACUUGAGCAUGAGCAAUAAGCGGCCUUUCAAAGUACCACAACAGCUGACUAUUUGCACAUCGUCCUCCGAAAGGGUUUGGAUCAAAGUGGAGGGUAGCAAUACCAUCAUCGACGGCGGAUCGAUUGAUAUACUUCUCAGAGAUUUGGCUCUUGCGUACAACAAUCAGCUUCCUGCAGGGCCGGGGCCACUAUUCAGCGAUUACAUCAAGCACAUCAAAAGUCGGACUGAAGAAGAGACUUUGAAGAACUGGACCAGAUAUUUGUCUGGAGUGCGUCCUUGCCACCUAUCAACUCCCUCCGAGACACGCAAAGAUCGCCAGCAGCGUUCGUUCAUGAUUGAUUUCAGCAGGUUCCACGAAUUGCACAGUUUCUGCGAGAAAAACUCAAUCACUAUGUCGAAUAUUACCCUAUCGGCUUGGGCCAUUGUCCUGCGGAGUUUUACCGAUUCCGACGACAUCUGCUUUGGUUACCCGUCUGCUGGGCGGGAUUCCUCAGUGCCCGGCAUACAAGAUGCGGUGGGAGUUUUCAUCAACAUGCUUUGCUGCAGAGUCAGAUUUGCCGCUGACCAGUCACUUCUCGAUAUUUCGAACUGCGUACAAGACGAUUACAUUCGGAACCUGCCACACCAGAACUGCUCGCUAGCUCAAAUUCAGCAUGAGAUCGGGCACCAGGGCCAGAUGCUGUUCGAUUCGGUUCUUUCGAUACAAAACCACACUUUCCAAAGAGGUUCCACCGAAGAAGGGAUAACGUUUGAGUAUAAAAAGGGGCAUGAUCCGAGCGAGUAUCCUGUAACUUUGAGUGUCGACAUCGCCAAGGGUCAUGAGAGGAUCUUGCUCAGAUACUGGACAGACACCGUAUCUGACGACCGAGCAAGACUUUUGGCUAACGCUGUUUGCAAGGUCUUUACAUCAUUUAUCGACAGGCCGUCUGAGAAAGUUUCAGACCUGGUAAUCAAGGGCGAGCUGUCGAGACCAUCUCUACCAUCCCAAACACAACUGUCAAGUGAACCUCAAGAUGGGGAUGGCUUAAUUGAGAACACUGUUAAUAGGGAGCUAUUGCAGAAUUUGAUCGACAACCGGGUGAAUAAGAUAAUCGGCCAUAUGAUUGAGGGAGGGAAGUUGGCUACACCAUCUGCGCAGAAUCAAAUGACAACACAGGCACAAGAUGGAAGCCCGGUCAAUACCAAGUUAAUCUCCAGGAAACAACACUCAUCGGAACCGACUCCAGCUCCCACAAAUGACAGUGAGGAUCCAAGCAACAGAGACCUUAACGAUGAGAAACUAGCCGAGCAGCAAGUCAGGGAGAUAACCCUCUCUCGGACGGUCUCGUCUGAGAAGAUGUCAGUCCUACGGCCAACAAAUCUUGACAAUGAUAUUUUGGAGGCAGGAAUUUGCCCCAAGAUUGGAGUCUUCAGAAGUGGCAUCGCCGGUAUCUUUCCUGUCACAGAUUUUCAAGCUUUCGCCAUAACCGGAAGCCUCUUCGAAUCAAGAUGGAUGCUGAACUACGUCUAUAUGGAUGGAAAGGGGCCACUGGACCUAAAGAGGCUGAGGGAAAGCUUUAUGAGGGUAGUCGACUCGUUCGAUAUACUUCGCACUACUUUCGUCUGUUUCUAUGGCCAAUUCUUCCAGGUGGUGCUCAAGAAACUUCGACCGGAAAUCUUUGUCAGGGAGACAGAGAAGAGCUUGGACGAGUAUACCGAAUUACUACGACAGAAGGACCGCGAAGAGAAAUCACGACAAGGCCAGCAAUAUUUGCAGUUCUAUGUAGUGAAGAAGAAGAAGUCGGAUGAACAUCGCAUUUUGAUGCGCUUGUCGCACGCUCAAUAUGACGGAAUGUGCAUGGGACGGAUCCUAUCUGCCAUCAAGACAGGAUACGAAGGCAGUCCCCUUCCUCCGGCUUCCACAUUUUCGAGCUAUAUGCGCUUACUUCCUGGGUCAAUCACGUCGGAACACUAUGAGUACUGGGCUACACUUCUCAAGGGAUCUCGUAUGACAGAAGUCAUUCGGAGAGAAAGGCCCAAUACUUUCAACUACAUGGGGGCUUUGACAGAACAGAAGAAAACAAUCGAAAUCAAGGCCAGCACCCUUGGAAAUGUUACAGUCGCAACAGCCAUGCAGGCGGCGUGGGCUAUGACACUGGCAAGAUUAUCCGCUUCAUCUGACGUGGUCUUCGGCCUCACAAUAAACGGCAGAAAUGCUACAGUCCCCGGUGUCGAUACGACCGUUGGCCCAUGUCUCAACUUAAUCCCUGUCCGAGUUAAUUUCCUACAGCGCUGGACUGGGCUUGACCUCUUCCGCUAUCUCCAGGACCAGCAAUUCGCUAACAUGCCUUACGAGUCGUUGGGAUUCAGGGAGAUUAUCCGACGCUGCACCGACUGGCCUGGUUCGACCUUUUUCAGUACUACAGUCUUCCACCAGAACCUCUCACUGGGAGAGCACAUGGAGCUGGAUGACAACAUCUACGACCUGGGCGGUGCUGGCGUUGACGACAAUCUCUCGGAUUUCCGUCUGGCCUCAACAUCCAACCAGGACAAGAUUGAUAUCUCCCUCGCCUACUCCCACAGUGGCCCUAUCACUUCCACUUUCGCCACCAAAGUUCUUGAUAUGGUCUGCGAGAAUGCACAGAACCUCAUCAACAACCCUAACGCCACCCUUCCAUCACCCAAUACACUCCGCUCCCUACCCAGCCAGAUCGUCUCCGACAAGGUCCAAAUCUCCGACGAGCAAUUCCUCACCGCGGAACUCAACAACCGCAGCAUCUCUGAGAUCCUCGUCCACAGUGACAUUCUCACCCGUAUCUGGAAGCAGGUACUCCCUCGCAAAGAUCGGUCCACGAGCCCGCAGUUCUACUUCCACUCCUCCUUCUUCGAGCUUGGCGGUGACAUCGUCAACAUGGGCCAGGUACUUUGGCUGCUUGAACAGGAGGGUCUCCACGUGCGCUUCGAGGAGCUCCUAGAACAUCCAACCUUCCUAGGCCAGAUGGGCGUUCUAGCGUUGAAUUACCCGAAAGAACAGAGCGCCAUGAUCGAAGACCAGCGCCCUGUCCAGCAAGUUACUACUGCAGAUGUGACGGGUAUUGUUAAAGGGGUGCCUGCUUCGGGACCUCUUGGCAAGGCUAUGACGUUGGCUAGGAGAUUUACCAAAUGGAGUACUGUUUCGAGUAAGGGGUGAGCUGGAUGGUGUCUUGAUCACUAUGCUUGGGAUGUUUUCUUUGCUUGAUACUUAUGCAUAUUUCAUUCUUUGACGAUUUAUACGUUCUUUUGUUCAUUACCUGUUAUGUACAGCUUCUGCAUGCUGUUUUCUGUUGUCUUUUCUAUCUCAAACUGUGCCGCACUGGAUGUUCUUUUGUACUUAGUUACCAACUGCAUAUCAAACAAGUUUAUUUUCUAAAACAUACAGUUAUACGUAC
This is a messenger RNA of Aspergillus candidus, 15899 nucleotides long. RefSeq names its product nonribosomal peptide synthase Pes1 (gene nrps1). Gene Ontology annotation, molecular function: phosphopantetheine binding; catalytic activity. The transcript is spliced from 9 exons. Bases 149 to 15661 code for a protein of 5170 amino acids. NCBI's taxonomy places the organism in Eukaryota, Fungi, Ascomycota, Eurotiomycetes, Eurotiales, Aspergillaceae. The record is from RefSeq and is a predicted model, not a curated record.